AUGUCUUCACCUAUCCCGGAAACUGUGGCUGACGCCUUGCGCCUCUCGAAUUUGUCCUUUCGGCAUCUGUUCUAUGUUUGUGGAGUGUAUUUUGUCUGCAGGGUGGUUUACUGGUUGAUUGUAUACCCACGUUUUUUUUCACCCCUGCGUCACCUUCCUGGGCCGCCUGUGGGUGAGCCCAUCCUGGGUCAAGCCAGGAAGAUAUUCAGCACCCAGGUGGGAAUGGCAGCGCGAGAAUGGAUCAACGAAUAUGGCUCGAUUGUACGGGCGGUUGGGCCGGUAGGUCUUGAACGAUUAAUCUUCAUAACUCCGGAGGGUCUCCACCAAAUAAUGUCGAGGCCGCUGGAUUGUCCUAGGCCCCUCUACCUCAGGAAUUUUUUCGAGCUUAUCACUGGUCGUGGAUUAUUAACCGUUAUGGGUGAGGAGCACAAACAAAUGCGCCGGGUCAUGAACCCUGCGUUUUCUCUACAAAACCUUAUGGCUCAGACGGAUAUGUACUACGAACCCAUCACAAAGUGCGAGUCUUCUCUUCUUCAAUCAUGCCGACAUAACGCAACGCCAUCUAGCCUUGUUAACAUCAUUUCUGCGAAACUCGACCUUAACGGCGAGAAAGGUGCCAUCCUUCCUAUGUACGAAUGGCUCAGCAAAGUUACUCUCGAUAUUAUUUGUGAGACAGCUUUCGGAUACCAUGCGGACUCUUUAAACAAUCCCCAUGACGAGCUGGCCGAAGCAUACGAAAUUCUACUUAACCUUCAAACGGGCCAGAACAUGUUCCGCUUCGUGUUCGCCAUGUCGCUUCCUGGCGGCCCACGUUUUCUUUCAUCAGAGUUCGCGUACAAAUACCGCGCAUUCUUCAAAUAUACCCGAUUCUUCGGCAAGUUUUCCCCUUCGUCAAGUUUUGGGAGGGUUCAAACAUUCUCACGACAAAUCUUGUCCGAGAAGAUUAAAGACUUGGAAGAAUCCGGUGUAUCUGCCGAUGACAUGCAUGGGAAGAAAGACAUCAUGAGCCUCCUAAUGCGCGCCAGGGCGAAUGAGACGGACCAACGCGGGUAUGCCAUGAGCAACAAUAUCAUGGUCGACCAAGUACUUAUUUUCCUUGGUGCCGGACAUGAAACCACAGCAAGUGGCUUGACCUGGACGCUCUGGCUCUUGGCAAAUAAUAAGGGGUAUCAGUCAAGACUGCGCGACGAAGUUACCCCUGUAUUCCAGGAAAAUCCAAGGCCUGAUUAUCGAACCUUGAACGGACUGGAAUGGCUUGAUUGCGUGAUAAUGGAAAGUCUGCGCGUCAUGCCUCCUAUACCGACGACUGUAAGAAAGACCGCUACGACGGAUUAUAUUGACGGCGUUUUGGUACCGGAGGGAACGCUUCUACAAAUCUGUAUCCGUCAGAUUAACACGUGGAAACAUGUUUGGGGAGAGGACGCUGAGGAAUUCCGACCUGAACGAUGGUUUAAUCUCCCUAAAGCAUAUAAUCCCUCGUACUCUCAUCUUUCCUUCAUUUCUGGACCUCAUUCCUGUAUUGGAAAGACUAUGGCUAUUAUCGAAAUGAAGGCCGUGUUGGCUUCAUUGAUCCUGAAUUUUGAUUUCGAUCCGGCUUACCCUGGUCAAGAGGCCAAGCCCGCGUCGGCCAUCACAAUGAAACCUACAGAUGGCAUGCCCUUGACUGUUCGUCGUGCCUAA
Messenger RNA from Guyanagaster necrorhizus, 1680 nucleotides. Its product is annotated as cytochrome P450. The record is from RefSeq and is a predicted model, not a curated record. Lineage: Eukaryota; Fungi; Basidiomycota; Agaricomycetes; Agaricales; Physalacriaceae. The transcript has 14 exons. The coding region runs from base 1 to 1680 and encodes 559 amino acids. Gene Ontology annotation, molecular function: monooxygenase activity; oxidoreductase activity, acting on paired donors, with incorporation or reduction of molecular oxygen; heme binding.